AUGUCGGACGAAAAACCCAAAAAGGGUGCACCGUCUGGGUCGCUUCUCGUCACACUUGCCGUCAUUCUAAUCGUUUUAAUCGGCCUUGCUGCCCUUGUAUUUUUCCUUUUAACUGGAGCUGCACUUGGUUUUCGAGGGGAUGAAGUAGCAACUAACGAAACCCUGACUGGAGAAACAACCCCUCCUCUAAUCGGCUCUAUCAAUUCUCGACCUGUCAUUUCCAAGCCGGCAUCAUCUUCUGAAGAAUUGGAAGAGUAUACGACAAAGCGGAUGUCUACUACCCCAAGCACGUCAACAACCACCACUGGUGAAAAAGAAGAAUUUGAAAUCAAGAGUGUCGAUUUGGACCCGGAAGCGGAAGUGGAUGAGAAGAACGCUACCGAUUCAUCUGUAACACCAGUUACAGUACCGCCAAAAAUUACCUAUACUGCACAGAACCAAGCCGCCAUCGACCAAUGCAAUGCCCUCGAAUCUGCCAACACCUGCCCGCCGAUCCUCUUCAAUCCGGAUACCAGACCUAUCGAUCAAAUCCAAACCUCCUUCAAACCAUUGCACUAUAACCUCUCCCUCCUCGUCCGAAACGUCAUUGCCGGCGAGCUAAGCGGAGCUCUGAGGCUUCAACUAGAAGCCCUAGAACCCACAAAAGAUAUCCUCCUCCACGUCGGCGCCGGCUAUCGCUCCCAUAACGAAAUGUUGACAACGGCCAUCUCUUGCACAUCCGGCAAAUCGGUCUGCUUGAAAAAUCUGUACCAUGAUGCUCGAAAGGGAUUGAUCGUGAUCAGUCUAACGGAGGAGAUCCCGGCUGGAGAAAGCCUGCGACUGGAAAUUAAUGAUUUUUAUGUCCAAAAUGCUCGUGCUUUCUUUACGCAACGACAGGGAUAUGCCAAGGAUCCUGAGAUGAUGGGGACUAAGAUGGACGUGAAAAAUCAGAUGACAUUCUUCCCAUCGAUUCCCGGCUACAAGGCUCCAUUCUCACUCUGCAUUAGCCAUUCACCAUCUCUUAAUGUCAAAUCGAAUAGUCUGAUCGACAAGCAGUCAACUGGAGAGGAAAUGGACCCACGAGUCCGCCACUUUGCUAAAACCUGCUUCCGGCAGACUCUUGGGAUCUCGGCUCAUCAGAUUGCUUUUGUGGUUUCUACCAACGCCCAAUCCAAGAUUUUCAACACGACAACCAUUGAUGGAGCCUAUAUUCCGGAUAUCGAGAUUCUUUUCUCUCAAAAUGAGCGUCUGAUUGGCCGAAUUGAUACCAACUGGAUUGUCCAGGAAACGGCUAAGACAAUUGCUACCCUAACCCAAUGGACCGGAGUCGAAUACCCUCUCGAAAAAUUAAGCAUCGCCUCCGCUCCUAUCAUGCCGAAUUCUGUAGCAUCAGCUGGAGGCCUUGGAAUGAUGAUUGUACCGGCUGCUGUCAUUGAGCAUGAGAAAAAUCAACGUUAUCAUUCUCACUUCCUCCGCAAUAUUAUUUCACAAUGGAUUGGCGGUAUUGUCGGGCUCAAGGAUCAAAACGAGAUUUGCCUUCAGGAAUCCCUCGUCGAAUACCUCGAAUCCAAACUCCAUGAAGACCACAAAAUCACCCUCGUCGUCAACCGAACCCGAGCCGAGAGCCUCUCUGAUAUCGAAAAAGCGAAAGUCUUGGAAUACAUGCGCCCAGCUCGGAUUCAGCGUGGUGAUCACUGUGGAGCAAGAGGAAAGACGCUGUUCUACAGUCUUGAUGAGACCUUUGGGCCCUCGACUGUUAUCUCGAUGAUUAAGGAAAUCUUCUCAAAAUACUCCUUCUCGGUGGCUGGAAUUCAAGAGUAUGCUGAUGCUCUCGAAGCUAGAACACGCUCAAAAACUGCUGGUCAACUCUUACGCCGUUGGUUUAACUCCACCACACCACCAACUGUUCUCCUGAAAGUUGAUUCCAACAAGAUCUCGGUUCAACAAAAUGGUGAUGCUUGGUCGCUACCUAUCGAGAUCGCCGGUUCUAAUGGAAUCCAGCUAAUCGAUAUCACCGGAAAUGACACAAUCCCCUUCCAAUCCACCGACUAUGUCAUUGCCGACCCAAAACGAAGGAGCGUCGCUUUUGUUGGAUAUGAUCUUGAAUCCUACCUUCGAUUAGUGCGUUGUUGGGACGAUUCUCGAUGCCCGUCUAGCAAGGAUGACCUGAAAGGACUGUUCAAAGAUUUCGGAUACCUAUUGCUGACCAAGCAGAUUGAGGUUUCGAACGCUGCUGAUGCUCCCCGAUGGAGGCAAUUCUUCCACUUCUUGCAUUCUAGGGCUCUUGUUCAGGGUCAUGCUAAAUGUUGCGUGGCUUAUGCUUUGAAUGACAAACACACGGUCGAAAGCGUCGAUUGCUAUCACUUUGUCGGCGACGUCUGCUCGAAAAUCGAUCUUUUAAGCAAGAUGAGAUCU
Messenger RNA from Mesorhabditis spiculigera, 2394 nucleotides. The record is from the annotation of a GenBank genome assembly. Lineage: Eukaryota; Metazoa; Nematoda; Chromadorea; Rhabditida; Rhabditidae.